AAGAUUUUUCUUUGCAAAAUUGUAACAUUUCUUUUCAAGUUUGAAGUAAAAAACGUAAAUAGUUCUUAAAUGUUUAGUGUUUAUUAAGUUUUAAAUUAUAAAUUUAAGUAAUUAAUAAAAUAGCAGACAUCUUUUCAAAUAUCAGGUGCUUUAAAAAAAGUCAUAAAAUUAACAAAAAGAAAAAAAAUUUCACCAUAAAACAAAAAUCGUGUUUUUAAGACGCAUUUCUAUACAAAUUAUUCGAUUUAUGUUAUAUUGGACACACACACAUUUCUUUUUGAUAUAUAUUUUUUUUAUUAACAAAACGUUUAAAUAAAAAGGGAGAAAAUAAAUAAAUUACCACCGAAAAAAAUAAGCAGACUACAACAAAAGCUCCAGCAACAACAGCGAGAAGAAAAUUUUUUAAGCCAACCAUAUAUUAUACGUAUUUGUACACAAGGGAAAGGCGCAAUUAGCAAACAGUCAUUGGACGCGGACAGACAGUGACAACGGACAUUGCUAAUAUGAUUAGUAACAAUAACAAUCCAAAAUCGAAAAAUGGUGGUGGUAUGGCGAGAGGCGGUCUAAUGUCUGCCUCAUCCUCGGCUUCAAAUAUAUCUACUGCCACAGCUGCCAGCUCCGUUAACCUAGUAAAUACAACAGGUCGAAAUGUUGUUUGUGGCAGUAGCAGCAGUGUUGUUGGUGCAAUGCCAGUCCAUUCUGCUAACGAAGGUGUUACUAGUCUUAGCGAUAUAAGGAGCUAUUUGCAACCCAUCAACAGUACAAUGUCCCUGCCGCCUGGUGUUUGUCCCUACGAUCACAUAAUAGACAUGAUACGUGGUCUGGACCUGCAAGACGAUGGCAUAACCAUGAAUCACAAGAUCAAAUCUAUCGAAACGGACUUUUGUAAUAUUGUUCGCGACGAAAGUAUGUUGUGUGAAUCAAUGGAAUACAUAAAUGACAAAGCAUUGGAGGAUGGAGAAACAGCUUUAAAAUUUGCUUUACUUUUCGCCUCACACAAUUUUGAUGUUCUGGCAAUGAAGGAGACCAAAGUGCGAACAGCCAUGCUAACGCUGUUGCAAAAGAAUUUCGUUAAUGCUGAAAGCUAUAGAGUGCAUGAUCGAGAACGGCUCUAUAACUCAAUAACUCUAUUGGGCGAAUAUUAUCAUCGAGUGCGCUUGGCGGAUAAUACACCCAUAAACAUAUUGGGUGAAUCUCUUUUGGGUCUGCUCAUACGUGAAAUUAAGGAGGAGAAGAAUGCGAACGAUGUCAAAUUGGCGAAAUUAAUAUUGUCACAAAUUACACUCAAUGGGGAUUUGAUGCGUAAUCUGCAUAAAACGGAAAUAUCACAAUUACUAUAUCACAUACGAAAGAAUCUAAUAGAGCAGCCAAAUUUGAAGCCAACCGUUAAAGCCAUUAUGUUAAUGACUUUAGAUUUAUUUUAUAGUAAUUUUGCAAGUUUAGGGUCACAAUUAGAAGUUAUGUAUACAAAAUAUUUCAUUAUGGAGGACGAUGACGAAGGCAACAAUAAUCAAAAUUCAAAUCAACCAAAUCAACAGCAACCGCCGCCCUCGCCAGCUAAUCAUCAUCCGCAACAGCAGCAAAAUCAAUCAAAUAGUAGUCCUCAACAACAACAAAACUUUACCUGCCCUUCAACUCAACUGCAGCAACAGCAGAAUAACAGUUACGAUGAAGUUCCUCUGCCUUCGUCUUCGAAUAAUACCAGCUAUGAAAAUGGUGAUUCUGGUAAUGUUAACGACAACACCGAAGAUGAUCCCGACAGCUACAAGAAGUGGAGCGAACAAGUUUGUGAGGAUUCAUUCGAGGAGUAUAACGGUGUCGAAAGUGAAUUGAACUUGAGCGGCAGUGGCGGUAAUCAGGAUAAAUUAAACAAAAGCUUGGGCGAUGAACGUGACCAGCAGCAUUCUUCUAAUAGAAGUUAUGAUAAUGACAGCGAUAGACAUAGUCGCAACUCCAGACGCUCAUUUCAACCAAGACAAUCACCAAGACCACUUAAACAAAAUUUCAAUAGUAAUGAACAGUUACACCGCGAUUCUCAAAAUAGCGGUAAUGAGGAACGUGACGAGUCAAAACCAUUGCCUCGUUGGCGGGCUCCAAGAUUUAAUCGUGAUGAUCAAAACAAAGACAACCGAUCGCGCAAUGCUCAAAGACGUUUUAGUGCCAGCUUUGACGACGAUCGUCAAAGUGUACGCAGUGAUGGUGGCAGUAUACGCCUGUACAGCAUUAAUGAUCGUCUGAAACAUGCUCAAGAGAAAAUUGAACGUACUGGCAAUCAGACAACGUACACUGGUAUAGCGAAUUCUAAUUGGGAUCGACAAUCACAACGGGACGAUCGCAGUGAACGUUCCUACAUGAGCAACUAUGAGCGUGGCAACAACCAUCGUAGAGGUGGUGGUGGUAGACAUUAUAAUAAUCGACCCACCUAUGAUAAGCCGCCACGUUUUCAGAAGAACAAAAAUGCUGUAGGCAGUAAUAAUGCGGAUAAAAAUUCAGAUACCUGGAGAACUUCAAAUAGUCAUUUACAAUAUGUGGACGAAAAUUCGUCGUACAACACCAACGGUCCCGAAUCAAAUAGUCGCAGCUCCUCGAGAGCACGCACAUUGCCCAGGCCGGCCAAGUCUAGAAUUGAAAGUAAUAAUCAAAACAAUAGUUACAGACGUAGUCAAAGUCCCAACAGUUAUCAGCGCGGCGGUGGUAAUCAUCACCAUCACAAUCACAAUCAGCAUCAAAAUAAAAAUAGAACACACAAAGUCGGUAGUCGUUACAGUAGCCAGAGCAGUUUGGCCAGUGAUGCCUCUAGCACUUUAGAUCGUCGCCACCAUCAAAGAAAUCGCUCGUUUUCUCGACGUUCUUCUACGCAACAACAAGAUCAACCUAAUGAUAUUCAACAUUGGAAUGACAAGGAUACAAACAGUGAAUUGUGAGUUUUUUGGAAGAUACGGCAAAGAUAAAGAAUGUAUUCCUUUCAAUGUCUGCUCUAGUAAAAAUUUAACUAAAAACGAAUACUCUGUGGUAUAAAAAUUGUGUGUGUGUUUAAAAGAGAAUAAAAACAAAAUCAAAACUGAUAUUUCAACAUUUUUACAAUUCAAAAAAGGUCUGAAAGUUAAAGAAGAUAAAGAAAAAGUUAAACAUAAAACAUUAAAAAAAAACAUUUAUUAUUAUUUAAAUUAAAAAAAGAACUAACCUUUCUUUUACCUCCCUCCUCCCUUAAAAUAAAUAUCUUAUGUACUAGAAUUUAUGAUUAUUGUUAACAAAUUGCUUUUUUAUUAUUUUGAUUAACAUUUAUUUAUAGUUUAUUUUAAUUAAAUAAAGAAAAUUGUAUAAACACUAUUUUAAACAACUAAUUGGCCAUUUUAAAUGGUUUGUUGCAAAUAAAAUAAAAUUAAAAUUAUAUAUAUGUAGGUUUAAAAAAUAAUUAACAAAAGUUUCCGCCGGAGCUCAGGUUUAAAAAAAAUAUUUAAUUCAGUUCAAGAGAGAAAAAAAUUAUAAAUUAAUUAUGGAAAACCUCUACUAACAAUAAAUAAUAAACUGCCUUUUAGCUCAAACUCAAACACAACAAAAAAAACAAAAUUAUAUGAACAAUAAAUUUGUUAAAAAAAGAUUUAACCACCUUUAAAGUAAAUAGUUAAUUCAGUUGCCAUUUUGUUUAUUGUAUUUUACAAAUUAAUAAUUAUCGUUUUUGUAUGUCUUUUCCAAUUCCCCCCCUUUACACCCGCAUAAUAUAUCAUUGUAUAUAGACUUUAUGUAUGUUUGCUUCAUUUAUCAUUAAAAUUAUUAUUUUUUGUUUUCAUUUCCAUAUGUUUUAGUUUCCAACUUUAUUUUAUUGUCUAAUAAAUAAGACAAACAUUUUUAUUCUUUGUGUGUUUAAGAUUGAUUGUUUAAUAAUAAAAACAUGAUUAUUUUUUAAUAAAUGUAUUUUAAUUCUAUUUUCUUUUUUCGUUUACUUUAAGUUAAUUUUUUUUCCUAUUUUAUUACAACAAACAGAAAAAUACUUAAAAAUGUAUUACAUUUAAAAAUAUCACAUUGUUAUAAGAAAUAUAUAAAAACAAAUAAAAUAAUAUUAAAACAAAAACAAAAAAAAAAAAUCCAUUAAUAGUUUUUAAGAAAUACCUAUAUUAAAACAAAAUUAAGUUUAAAACCAAUGUUAAAAACAAAAAUAAAUUUAUAAUUACAUUAGAACAAAAAACAUUAAA
Molecule: messenger RNA, 4193 nt
Organism: Calliphora vicina (urban bluebottle blowfly)
Lineage: Eukaryota; Metazoa; Arthropoda; Insecta; Diptera; Calliphoridae
Product: GATA zinc finger domain-containing protein 14
Exons: 4
Coding region: 504-2924 (806 amino acids)
Biological process (GO): regulation of translational initiation
Cellular component (GO): cytosol
Molecular function (GO): translation activator activity
Source: RefSeq, a predicted model, not a curated record